Molecule: messenger RNA, 1350 nt
Organism: Belonocnema kinseyi
Lineage: Eukaryota; Metazoa; Arthropoda; Insecta; Hymenoptera; Cynipidae
Exons: 8
Coding region: 1-1350 (449 amino acids)
Source: RefSeq, a predicted model, not a curated record
AUGGGAUUGAGGAAAACACACAAAUCUUUCUCUUGUAAUUUAGACAGCAGGACUGAAGAACCCGUAGUUGAAAAAGCAAUCGACGAAACAGGAUUUGGGAAAUUCAACAUAAAAGUAACGAUAAUAUCUUAUUUAAUUUAUUUAAACGCCGCUGUGGCUAAUGGAGUUACUGGAUUUAUUCUUCCGGCAGCUGCCUGUGACUUUAGAAUGAAUACAGUUGAAAAAGGACGAUUCGGCACUGCAUAUCUGGCUGGUAGUGCAUGCCUAAGUCCAUUUAUUUGCGGAUUUUUAUCAGAUUUAAAGGGUCGUAGGUGGAUCCUAAUAGUGACAUUAUUUCUUCAGGGACACUCUGAUUUAUUUCAGUCAAUUGUGCCUAACUACUGGGGUUUGGCUAUUAUUCCUCUGAAUUUUGAGUACAGACACGACUUUUUUUUCUUUCGUUCCUGGAAUUUGUACGUUAUAAUUUGCUCUUUACCUCCUUUUCUCAUUGGUUUCUGCUUCAUUUUUUUUCCUGAAACACCUAAGUAUUUGGCAGAAAUGGGAUCAAGUGAACAAUUACUCCAGGUUCUUACUAACAUGUAUGAGCAAAAUGUGGGAAGACCAGGGAAAGAAUACAUAGAUCAGCAAGAUGCGUAUGGCUGUGAUAGAGCAAUUGACCAUAGCGUUUUUAUUAAUAAUUUAUAUAUGUCUGCAGCCUGUGCUCCGGCUGUUCUCCCCAUUACAUUUUUUGUCAAUCGUUUGGGAUUUAAAUUUUUCAUAGCCUCUUAUUCUAUCGUAUCCUCAGCUUUGAUUCUUGGAGUUUACUUUGUUAAUUCUUCAAUGCAAAAUUUAAUUCUUCUGUGCCUCUACUUUUCACUGCUAUCAGUUUGCAUAACCGGCUCAUUUGCAUUCUUCGUCACAAUUUUCCCUACAAAUCUCAGGUCAUCCGGAGUUACAUUAACAUCCUUUGUAUCUCGUAUAGGAGGCGUAUUUGGGAAUACUAUUUGUAGUUACCUCAUCGAUAAUCACUGUUUUUAUCUUAUUACGGUAGUAACUCUACAACUUGCAGCGAGUCAGCUUUGCGCGGUGAAAAAGGCAGUAAACGCAAACAUUCAACUUUCCACAAUAACACUAUGUACACGGAGAAAAAUGGAUGACCAGCCUGAACAUCUAGAGUGUCAGGCUGACAUUUUAGUUUUAACUAUGGGACAGCUCCCUAAAUGGACUGGCGUACCAUCUGCAGAGUGUCAAAAUAUGAUUGUUGGGUUUACUGUCCCAGAAUGUCAAGCUUACACCGAAAAACUGGGGUUUCCAUCAGAACCCAUUUUUGAUUCUAAAGGAGCUUCAACAAAAGUAAACCCAACUUCCUAA